AAACUAUGUUCUUACGUACAAUAAACAUACACGUAAGGGCGAGAUCCACAAUUCCACAACCUUGACCUUGUCGUCUCCGGCAGUCAUUUCCAGGAUAACGAACCAAUGAAUGAUGAACGUACUGAAAUAGAAGAUUGUGUUGUUGAAGAGAAUAAUACGCAUGUCGGUGGUUCAUUACGCAGGAGAGCUGUAUUAGAGCGACAGACAACAUUAGAUGCCUUUCUGUUAGGUGGGCUGGACCGGAGGGCAUUUGUCAGUGGUAAACUGAUUCGUGAAAAGACGAAGAGUAAUCGGAUGUCAAUAACGAUUACCCAUUCAGUUAUUUCAAGAAGUAAAUUGAAGUCGAGGAAAUCUUUCGGAUCAGUUGUUGAAGAAGUGGAUCGUGGUGGAAGUGACGAACAAGGUCGCUACGACUGGAUGAGGAUGACUGGCGUCAUGAAAAAAGCAAAGAUGAAAGCUGAAAAGACCACUCUGGAUAAAUAUAUUGAAUCGCCAAUGCAAUCGAUACGCUGUUACAAGGAUAUGUACCCUGAUUUGAUCAGCAGAAAUGCUUCUGAUGUGGUAUUAGUAUCCAUAAAUUCGAUAACUUCUGGAACUUUUAAACCGUAUCCCGUGGUCUGCGCUGACCGAACAUAUGGGUGGAAUUCCGGGAAAAAAUUUGUUCGUUUACCAUAUUCUAUAUGUAACGUGACUGGUGGAAUUGCACGAUACGACAUUAUACAGACUGCAAUUUCAAAACUUUUGGAACCGCUUAAGACCUAUAAGCAAAUUGAGGACUGUAUCAGAAGCUAUUCACGUGCCAGGAGUUUCAAUGCGCUUCGACAGCUUUUUGAAGCAGUUCUGAGUGAAGCAUUACGCGUGGAAUAUCUUACCACCGUGAUACCUUUCAUGGCAAAAUUGGCUUUACAGAGUCCAAGUCUGAUAACUCAACCAAUACCGAUAUUGCGACGUGGAAGUUCUGGGUCGGUAACGAUAAGCCAGCAUCAAGCAGCCUCACUGCUUGCACACGCAUUCUUUUGCACUUUUCCAAGUCGUAACACUGUCAGUAAUGAAUUACCACCAAUUAAUUUCUGGCGUUUGUUCAGUUUGCAUUCUGCAAAUGCGGUAGAAAAACUACGAUGCCUAAUGCAUUAUUUUCAUAUGGUUUCCAAGAAAAUGCCGACAGGACUAUUGACGAUCCGCCGACAGAAUGACUCGGCGCAGGAGUGGUCUUCCAUGCAUUUGCCUUUAUCGAAGCUUUAUGUUAGUCAUACAGGUACAAUAGAAGACGAUGGUCAUGGCAUGUUACAAGUAGAUUUUGCUAAUGAAUAUAUUGGAGGAGGCGUAUUGAGCGGUGGCUGUGUUCAGGAGGAAAUCAGAUUUCUUAUUUGCCCGGAAAUGAUUGUUUCGAUGAUUCUCUGCGAAAAGAUGCACCACAACGAAGCUAUCGUUAUUUGUGGUGCAGAACGGUUUUCUGGUUAUGAUGGCUAUGGUUCAUCGUUUCGUUGGCGUCCGAUGGAGAAAAUGGAUUCAUUUCCGAGGGAUCGCUUCCAUAGGUUAUGUUGUGAGUUGGUAGCGAUUGAUGCUCUCCCAUUUUCAAAUAAACAUGAACAGUUUAGUGUCGAGUUAGUAGAUCGCGAAUUACUCAAGGCUUACGUUGGCUUUGCUGUAAAUGAUGGAACGAUGAAGCCGGUUGCUACUGGAAAUUGGGGUUGUGGUGUAUUUGGAGGUGACUUGCACUUGAAAAGUUUGAUACAACUUAUGGCAUCGUCCGCACGGAAACGAUGUCUUUAUUAUUUCACAUUCGGCAAUCAGAAAUUUGCGGAGGACUUCACUGAAAUUUACGGGAUACUGGUGCAAACUGGUACUACAGUUGGACAGCUGUAUGACAUGAUAAAUGGUUACUGCUCUGAAUAUGACAGGAAUAGUUCUCCACCGCUGUUCGAAUACAUCUCUUGGAAAAUCAAGGGAAAUAUAGUGUUAAAUACAUAGCAGACUUUGUUUGAUAUUUGUGAUGUAGUUGCUUAUCUCUGAUAUUACAGACUUUGACACUCAGUUAUGUGUUAAAAAUGUACGUUAUAUGGACAUUCACAAAGAAUAAUUAUCGCUAUGAUCAAAUAGAUAUUACCAUUUUUGAACAUUGUUUGCUGAAACAACAAAAUCCUUCUAG
Molecule: messenger RNA, 2149 nt
Organism: Loa loa (African eye worm)
Lineage: Eukaryota; Metazoa; Nematoda; Chromadorea; Rhabditida; Onchocercidae
Product: Poly(ADP-ribose) glycohydrolase
Exons: 13
Coding region: 106-1971 (621 amino acids)
Biological process (GO): carbohydrate metabolic process; ATP generation from poly-ADP-D-ribose; nucleotide-sugar metabolic process
Cellular component (GO): cytoplasm; nucleus
Molecular function (GO): poly(ADP-ribose) glycohydrolase activity
Source: RefSeq, a predicted model, not a curated record